AUAUGCGCGCACUUGUGUUUGUUGGCGCGGUUCUGUGUUUCGGUUGGCAUCUGGAUCUGGCCAACAGCCAUAGGGACUGGUGUGCUAUACCAUAUUGUGCCAAUCACAGCCUGCGGCACAUUGCAUGCCUAAACAGUGGUGAUUUCAGUGAAGUGUAUUGCCAUCGACGACGACUUCUCACCAACAUGACCAACUUCAGGGCCUACAUACUGAAAAUGUUUAACAAAAUGCGGAACGAAGUGGCCGGCGGCUGGUGCGUGCAUCUGGAACCUGCUGUUCACAUGCCCGAGCUAGUUUGGAACACCGAGCUGGAGCUAAUGGCCGAAUAUCGUGUCAAAUAUUGUAGGGAACCCCCCAAAGAUUCUUGCUAUGCGGUGUGCGGAGCCAACGAACCGCAACCUCUGAUCGCAGAGGUCAACCUGUCGCCGGCUAUAUCGAACAUUUACAAGGGAGAUCAGAUAAUACGAUUUGUCCAACGUUGGAUAUCAUCUUUGUGGGAAUUGCGACGCAAUGAUAUUCGAAAAUACGAUGCGCAGGAUGAGCCGCAUCGCUUUAUACGCCCCAUGGCCAUUGGUAUUAAUGAAAAAAAUGAUCAAGUGGGUUGCUCCUCCGCAAUCGACAAUGAUGAGCGAGUUUUCCGUUUUCAAAUGAUAUGUCUCUUCAAAAUGGGCCCCAAACAUGGCGACACGAUUUAUAAACAAGGAAGAUUUAACCAUUCGAGGUGUAAGCUUGGCCGUAGUAGUCAAUGGCUGGAUCUGUGCAGAACUGAAGAGAAAGAUCACUUACAGGGAAUAAUAAAUAUUGAAGGAAAGCCACACAGGAAACCCAUUGAAAUUGAAAAAUAAAUCUGCAUAUUUCUAAUGAAUACAUUUGUAAAAACAAAGUAGAGGUAGGGUGUUAAAAAAAUAAAUAAAAAUGUAAGAAAACACCUGGCAUGCAAUAAAACUGAA
This is a messenger RNA of Scaptodrosophila lebanonensis, 950 nucleotides long. RefSeq lists its product as uncharacterized. The coding region runs from base 3 to 845 and encodes 280 amino acids. The transcript has 3 exons. Lineage: Eukaryota; Metazoa; Arthropoda; Insecta; Diptera; Drosophilidae. The record is from RefSeq and is a predicted model, not a curated record.